Alternaria arborescens is the source of this 1533-nucleotide messenger RNA. RefSeq lists its product as hypothetical. The transcript is spliced from 2 exons. The record is from RefSeq and is a predicted model, not a curated record. NCBI's taxonomy places the organism in Eukaryota, Fungi, Ascomycota, Dothideomycetes, Pleosporales, Pleosporaceae. Bases 1 to 1533 code for a protein of 510 amino acids.
AUGUACGCACCAGGAGAGGAUCUAAAGAGACACUUGAUCGUGCCUCCUUCGUCUUCUCCGCUGUCAUCAAGUCUGACUGCCAGCAACUCAACAAGUUCAGUCUCCGCUCCCUUUAACAUUGAUACUGUACACGAUCAACAAGGCUCCUACGACAAGGCUAAGAAGCGCAAGAUGAAGACCGAUACACCAACUCAAACGCCCGCGUUUGAGUCGGCACACGUAGAUGAAAUCAAGAGUAAUAGUACUCCGCUUGAUGGCGUUUUCAAGAUCGAAGACUUCAUUAAUCAGCACAAAGAUGCACACCAAGCUCAGGUGCUCGUCCGCGAAGCAAAGAAUGCGGCUUCUGCUGGUCCUCCAUCGAAGAAGACUAAGAACAAUGAGAACGUCGCUUCUCUAAAGCCCGUGGCAGUGGGUGCGCGUUCAUCCAAGCAUACCAUCCUUCUUCAUGAAAAGUAUCAGGCGCUCGGCAUUCCGCAACCGGUGUUCACGUAUGGAGGGAGCGGCGAGACUGGAUGGACUGUCUCUGUUAGCUUUCCUGGUCUAGACAAUGCCGAUGAGCUACAAGGCCUGAGCGCAGAUAAGAAAUUCAACAGCAAACAGGAGGCUAAAGAAGCCAUGAGCCAGAAGGCAUUAACAGUACUUGAGGGGUUAGAGAAAGAGGGGAGAAUCCAGAAGGCGGAGAAGAGUAAGAAGAAGAGUGCUGGUAGUCAGCCUGUGCAGCAGGUCAAGGAGGAAAAGGAGCCUGGUGAGAACUAUGUUGGUCAGAUUCUCGAAUUUCAGCGCGCCACCGACUCACCCCAGCCAACCUAUACUGACUACCAAUCCGGUCAGCGCUUUGCCUGCAUCCUCACCAUUGAAGGCUUGGACAUGGAGUUCGGUUCCAUCAACAACCUCUUUUCUUCCAAGAAAGCUGCGCGUCGAGACGCCGCCCGUCAUGCCGUAGAGUACUUCAAGUCCAUUGGCACAUGGCCUGAGGAGGUGACUCUUGUGGGCGGUAUCAAGAAGAAAAAAGCCCAACCGAGUAUUCCCGACGUGAUAUCAAUAUCAGAACCAGACCUUGUUCCUUCUCUAGCAUCUACAUCAACAGCCUCCCCUGGUACUAAGAGCUAUGCUCAACAAGUUGCCAGUCUAGCAGUCAUACUCGCUCUCCCGACACCAGAAUGGCAAUACACUUCUCAUCCCGAAGAUCCCAACUUCCAUACUGUGACAUGCUUCUUCCGCGGCGCAGGCCCCCACGAAGGACCCAUCGGCGAAGUCCGCAACAUAUAUGGCAAGAAGAAAGCCAAGGAAGAGUGUGCUAGACUCACACUGGAGUACCUGAAGGACGUCAGGGAGAAGCGUGUUGCUUACGGUGCGGAGAUGAUGAAAGGCAUUGCUGGCGCUGAGGGUGUGCUUGCUGCUGCGGCUGGCAAGCCGGUUGAGGGAGAGGGGAAAAAUGCAAAAAAGGACGCGAUGGCUAGGAUGGGGUUCGAGAAUAAGAUGGAGGAGAGCAGUGAGGAAGAUGACGUGUUUGCUGAUGCACUAGAGGCUUAG